AUGGCUUCAGUAACCGCAGUCGUGGUUUCCAAUUCCGCCAUAGCCAGGGAAAUGUUAAAAGAUAACGAGAUGAGUUUCGUCUCGAGGCCGGACAUCGGAUCGCCGGAAUACAAUAUAUACAAGGGCACCUCGUUCACGUUCGCGGAAUACGGGGCUUACUGGCGAUUCUUGAAGAAACUAUGCAUGACGGAGCUUCUUUCAGCUCCGCAAAUUGCCCGUUUUGCGCAUAUUCGGACGGAGGAGAGGAUGAAGCUGCUGGAAAAUCUUUUCCGGUGUUCGGAAGAAGGGAAAGUUUGUGAUCUCAGGAAGGAACUUACGAGGUUGACUAAUAAUAACAUAUGCAGGAUGGCUAUGAGUACUAGAUGUUCUGGAAGUGAUGAUGAAAGUGAGAAGGUGUUGAAGAUUGUGAAAGGGAUGGAAACAUUGGCACUGAAACUUAGUGUGGGCGAAUUGUCGACGGGUCCGUAUGCGAGCAAAUUUGAUUUAUUUGGAUAUGGGAGAAAGCUGAAGGAGUUGUUCUUGGAGUUUGAUGAAUUUGUGGAGAAGUUAAUUGUUCAACAUGAGCUGGAUUUGACGUCUGGUAAUAAGGACAGGAAGAAAGAUCUCAUGCAUAUUCUGUUGGAGAUUUGUAGGGAUGAAAAUGCUGAAAUGCAAUUGACCAGAACGCAAAUCAAGUCCUUUAUAUUGGAACUAUUUGUCGGGGCAACCAACACUACUAGUGUAGUAUUGGAAUGGACAAUGGCAGAAGUAAUAAACCAUCAAAGCAUCUUGAAGAAGCUCAGAGAAGAAAUCAAUGGAGUUGUAGGAAGUAAAAGGCUAGUCGAGGAAUCGGACAUUCCAAACCUUCCAUACUUGCAAGCAGUUGUUAAAGAAACUCUAAGGUUACAUCCUGCAGUACCACUACUAAUACGAAGAUGCGAUCAAGAUUGCAAGAUUAAUGAAAGAUUCACUAAAAAUCAUAAACAAUAUAGUCAGUAUCAGAUGGAUUUGAAAGGUCAGAAUUUCAGCCUUUUCCCUUUUGGAACUGGAAGAAGAGGUUGUCCUGGUGCUUCUCUUGCAUUAUCAGCCAUUCAAGUCCUUGUUGCGACACUUGUUCAGUGUUUUGACUUUGUGAUUGAAGGAGGGGAUAUGCUAAACAUGGAAGAAGGGACAGGUUUUUCUAGUGGCAUGGUUCAUCCGCUUCUUUGCCAUGUUACCAAUGUUGCACAGUUCAAUCCUUCAAAUCCAGUUUCGCUGAAGAGCUAG
Oldenlandia corymbosa var. corymbosa is the source of this 1245-nucleotide messenger RNA. The record is from the annotation of a GenBank genome assembly. Lineage: Eukaryota; Viridiplantae; Streptophyta; Magnoliopsida; Gentianales; Rubiaceae.